GCCUCCCAUCCUCAGAUUCUUGACUCCCUUUCUUCCUCUCCCUCUGCCCACCUUGUCCUUUAUUCUCCGGGCUGCAUCGCGUCUGUCACUUCGCCACUCGUUGACUCUCGGCCUGUCGUCAUCCUCCAGUCGCUUGCUCCAAGGCCCACGGCCCGCAGAGGACCUGACUCCUGCACCCGCGCACAUCACAUACAUCAUAUCGACUACCGCUAGACACCGACGAAAAAACAUCACAUACCUACCGCCUACCUACCUUUGAACGUCAAUCCCAGCCCUCUCCGGCCGAGCCUUGCAUUGUUCGUACCUAAUAUCGGUAGCCCAUCAUCGUCAUCCCGAGUCUCGAAUUCACCCUCGUGACUGCCACCAUACCGACGAUAUUCAAGGACCAAACCCAUCUUCGUCCUGUCCAUCGCCAGGUCUCCCCUGCCGCCCACUCCCGUGCGUGCUUAUCACUGUAGCAGCAGCAAUAGCAGCAGCAGCAUAACAUCGCUCCGCAAUCUGUCACCGUCAUCUCUCUCAACCUCGAACGACGACCCGACUCGCGCGCAUUCACGCUCUCCACAACUUUACCCAGACAGCACCCACUUCGAGGGAGGGACACUACGUAUACACACCGCGCUCCUAUCUGUCACUCUGUUACUCUGCAAGGCAGCGGCGGCAAUUUCAAUCGCCGGCCUCCUGAUUUUUCUUUUUGGUUGUUGCUGUGUAUUUUCCCAGAUCCCUCGGCCAAAAAGAGACUGGGAUACAUUGCGAAAGGUCUAAAACAGUAAAGCCGGGCCCGAAUUCCACAAAGGAACCACGUAUCGCGCGUCUGCAUCACGCACCGCGAAUACUACCACGACAUAAGCCUUUGGGCCGUGCUCCGCUGCAUCAUCUCCCAGCAAUCACCGCCCUCGAAAGUUCCCUCGCAAUUCCCCUUGGAGACGUUGUCUGCAAAACCUCGACGCUGAUUAGCUGCCGGGCCUGCUGACUUUUUACGAUACCAAAACAUCCACCACCCCUGUCCCUGGCACACGACACAAGCAGCUCCCGAAAAGGGCCACCGAAGAGUGCCUAUCUAAACUUCGUGCUCUGUACAGAUACGGAUACUAGGGAGCAAGAAGCAGGAGGGAAAACCCAAAGGCCAGACGAGCACGUCCGUUCCACCGUCGCGCCCACAUUCGCCAAAAACUGGUCGAACUGGUCCCCUAAUCCUGCGUUGUCCCUUUAUUUGCGGGACAGACAGGACGGACUGGAGUCCUGGACUCAACGAGACAGGACGGCGGCACCCAGCUUGCCACGCAACGGCAACGGCAACGCCCACUCCUCCCGAGUUUCCCACGCCCUUCGUCGCCCACACGCCCACAGCCAAUCUCCAAAAGUCUCCAAAAUCCACUGGUCCAUCAUCCUCCAUCCAGUGUGCUAGUGUCAUCUCACUGCCUGCUCCCUAGUUUGGGCCGCCGCCGCCGCCUCCGCCGCCGGUUUUGACGCUGAGCCACCCCCCCUGCUGCCAGUUCCAGUGCUAUUGCCAGUCCCAGUCACAGUCACAACAGUCACCAUCCCAAUCCCGGUCUCCACAGCGCACCCUACCCUGCCCUGCGCUGCGGCCCCGAGCUGCUUGUGCUCGUGCUCAGUUGUGCCUGGUCUGGUCCCCUUACCGAGUACAGUACUCUUGUACAACCACGCUAAUCACCACACACACAACACACACCCUUCCCUGUCAACCUGUCUUGCUUGUCGGGUCCGGCUUGCCCCGCCGAGCCACUGGGCGCACCAGGGCAUGUCCAGACGCCGCCAUGAUGUCCCCAAGGAGUUUCCUUUACUACAAUAGGCAGCCCUCGGCCUCGACCACACCUACAUCGUCCUCUCCCUCCUCUUCGUCCCUCACGCCCAACUCAACCACUAACAGCUACGCCACCAGCUUGAGUUCGACUUUCGUUAAAACAACAACGACAACGACGACCGUCCCCAUCAACACCUCCAGAACGGCUCAGCCUUCUGCCCUGCUGGAUCGGAAAAAGGAUGCCCAGAACGUCUCUGUCACAGUCACGCCUAUCCCUACUACUUCCACGACCACCUCAGCUACCAUGGCCAAAAGGAAGGAUGCUCGCCGCGAAACGACAAAGUUGGCGCCCUCGAGCCCUCCCAGGACGACUACCAGCGUAACUACGCGACCUACCACCCCGACCACUCCGGUUCAGAUCCCCUCCAAGGCGAGGUCAAAUCCGUCUCACGGCUCUCAUCGCCACGCGCAGCGGAAACCCUUACGCCCCCGGGAUGUGCACUCACCAGAUGCUGUCCCCCCUGCCAUGCUGGCCCUGCUCGCCGUCACUGAUAUCCCCAGACCGCGACGCACUCUGAGGCAGAGGUUCUCCCGAGACCAGCACAUGACUCUCGAGGCUGUCAUUGAAAGACAGCAAGUAUGCGAGAAGGAACUUAGUCUCACUUUUGGCAGCAAAAGCCCCAUGGACCUGCUGCUCUCGCCGCCAGAUGACUUGACAGACGAUGAUAUGUCGAUCAGCGACAGCGGCCUCGGUUCCGUUCUGUCCACCAGGACCGUCUCUGUGGAGUCGGUUCCUUCUUUGGGCGACUCCUUCUCGACCGACACAUUGUCGUCCGUCGAGUCCCCUUACGGAUUCAGCCCGCGAAGAAAGCGAUCCCGUCAGCCCCGGCGGUCCCUGGAGCCCGUUUCAUCGCCUCCCGGCCAGCCGGAGGACCAUCCGCUGUCUCGCGACCGGGUCAACGUGGACGACCUCGAUUUCCGGGUGUUUGAUGAAUCCCAGGACGAGGAGGACACCAAGUCGGAAUUCUCGUUUUCCGACUACACGUUCCCCCUGCGGCCGCUCAAGUCGGCCUUUAAGUCGAACCUGACGGCGUCGCUGCGUGCACUGCGCUCGGCAGCGCGGUCCAUCUCAGCCAUCAACUUCUCGUCGAUCCCGCCUGACGACUUUCUCACGCGGUCGAUUCUCACGAUCGACCCCAAGGUGCCGUACACGGAUGAGCGACGACCACCGGUGCUGGAAGAGGAGCCGUCUGCGGCGCUGCGUCGGUACCUAAACCCCACGACCAACGCUCGCAUCGAGCCCCACACGCCAACGGCGACGGCGACGGGCACGCGAAGCUUUACUGCCUCGAUCCAGAUGCAGACGUACAAGGUUCAGCGAAGCCGCAGCACACCACCCACGUCAAUACGGAGCCCCUCUCCGACGACAUCGGCGAGCACGACUCAGUCACCUACGCUGCCUUAUCAGCCCCCAGCCCAAUCUCCGAACCAGACCGCAUUCACAUACCCCCCCGGCGGUAUGCGUCAACGGGAGAUGCGGGAGAACUCGGAUUUCAUCCGCAUCGCCGUCAUGGAGAUGGCGAUGCGCAAGCAGGGCAAGCUCGACGACCAACGGCCGGGCCGCGCGCGGUGGGCAUUGCCUCCGCGGAAGGCCAACGUGCGGGCCUACGAUGUUGGCGCCGACGGCGUGCCGGCGCGUUGGAUUCCAGCGUCAAACUGAAGUUGUCAUCGUCACUCGAGCGGCUUGGUGCUUCAACGACACCUGUAGCGGCAAACGAAAGGGAAAUCAUUCAAGGUCGCCAACAGUCACACACACACACACACACACACACACACACACACACACACACACACACGAUGCAUCUCUCCACCAACGCGCUGCACUGCGCACCGAUGCCGCAGUGUUUUAGGACUCCACGAGCCGAGCACGUCACAAUUCUACGUGGGGGGGUUGUUUUGAAGGUCUCGUGGCCGGCGGCAAGCUUGGUUUUCCCCCUGUUUGCCGCGGUGUUCGGCCCUCCGCCCCUCUCCCUUCCCUCUUUCAGUGUUGCAACGCUGCGACGC
This is a messenger RNA of Colletotrichum destructivum, 3826 nucleotides long. RefSeq names its product Putative meiotically up-regulated protein PB1A10.08. The transcript has a single exon. The record is from RefSeq and is a predicted model, not a curated record. NCBI's taxonomy places the organism in Eukaryota, Fungi, Ascomycota, Sordariomycetes, Glomerellales, Glomerellaceae. The coding region runs from base 1776 to 3482 and encodes 568 amino acids.